Molecule: messenger RNA, 4440 nt
Organism: Trichomonas vaginalis G3
Lineage: Eukaryota; Parabasalia; Trichomonadida; Trichomonadidae
Product: guanylate cyclase protein
Exons: 1
Coding region: 1-4440 (1479 amino acids)
Biological process (GO): cyclic nucleotide biosynthetic process; response to oxygen levels
Cellular component (GO): guanylate cyclase complex, soluble
Molecular function (GO): guanylate cyclase activity
Source: RefSeq, a predicted model, not a curated record
AUGAAUGAUGGUAGAUCUCAAGUUUCCAGUGAAACAAACCUUCUCCAGAAGGUUGGUUUCGACAAUAAUAACAGAAUCGAGCAAAGGCUUGCAACUGUUAUUAAUAGAAUGAGAUCGAACUACAUCAUUUUGGCAUAUACGAUGAUGAUCAUCUCAUUUAUCCAAUCCAUUGCAAUUGGCUUCUAUGCCACUUCAAGUGAAAUGUUAUCCUCGAACAAAUACACAAAUACAGUAUAUGUUUUUCUGAAAUUUUUUAUUUCAUUAGGAUCAUUAUGGAGUGGUAGUUCAGAAAAACAUGCAAAUGAAGUCAUAAUUAUCGUUUUUUGUUGCAUUGUAGUGAUGUGGCUCGUUUUUUAUGCCAUUUUCAGCAUUAUGUACAUUUCAAAGAAGUCAUUUUCAACAUUUAUCGUAUAUUUCCUACUUUACAUUGGUUUUUACUGCUUUUCCAUUACAACCAUCUGGGCUGGAUCAGCUACAGGGUACUUUGUCAAAACAAUUAUUCAUACAAAAGAAGCUUACACUACUUUUUCAUAUGUAUCCUUGAUUUGUUUCAUUAUUUUAGCUUAUAUAUCAUAUUUCAUGGACAGAAUAUACCAAUCAUCACCAGAUGUUGACACAGUAGAUAGAUUUUCUUUUUGGCCUCAGAAUAUUCUUCCAAGGGUCUAUAGGACAAAUACUAAGUACUUGAUGUCGAUCUUACUUGAGCUCUUCAGAGAUUCCAAAUUACAAUACCUCGCGUUGGGAAUUGAUAUUGUUUUAGCUGGUAUCGGUAUUUAUAUAUUGCUUAGCUCCGAGACAACAGUUUAUCCUAGUGGAAAGGUAGUUUUAUCAGCAGAAUACGUUACAAUCAUAGUUUCUCACAUAUAUUAUAUUAUUUUCAAAAAUGUUAAGAUGAAUAACAUUUUAUGCUUCUUCCUUAACAUAUUUACAAUCAUUAUAGUCAUUGCCAUCAUUGCUUUUCUCGUUCAAAGGUUCUCAAAAAUUCAUAUUGAUUUAUUAUACUCAAAAUUCGAGAACCUUGUUGAAAACAUCAACAAUCCAACACAGUGCAUUACCAUCAUCAAAUUGGGCAUCGUAUACAACGCUCCGUGCAUUUCUAACCAUACAUUACUGAAUUGGACGAUAAACAGAUGGCCGAACAACCAAGACCUUCAGCUACUUAUUGCUUUCAUUUUCUACCUACUGAAAAUGAAGUACAGAGAGAUUUUGGACCUUGUUUCAGUUUGUGUCGAUUUAGCUCCUCUUUCAUCGUACAACAGCCUUCUAUUCUACCAGAUCUUCAACAGGCUGCCAACGAAUGAGGCCCAGCUUCAAAGACAAGUCGAAGAUGUCAAAAGAUUAUAUGAAAUUCCGAAAAUUUCUUUGAGAAACUUUUGGGAUGCGAUAUUAAGGCAUCACAACGAUGAAGCUCUUCAUCAAUGCCUUCUUUACCACAACAAUAUUGAUAAUAUCAACCAGUUAUUCGCAAAUUUCAUUUUUGAACACCCUUCUUCUGAUUGUGUCCUCGAAGAAUACGUUAAUUUCAGUCGUAACAUAUCAGGAAACAGGAUUACAGCGACUGCUACUGAACAAAGGCUUCUUAAACUAAAAGAUUCUCAUGAUGAGCUUCCAGAAAACAAUGAAGAGUCAAUUGCACAGAUCUCCAGGCUUUCUACAAUCAAAUCAUCUGUUUUCAUCUCAGAAUUUUCAGAAGCACAUAUCGAUAUUGACAAAACAGACCAUGGAAUACAAUCAGCACUGAAUGCAAGACCAAUGUACUGGCCAAUCAGAUUUUUUGUUGUUGCUAUAUUGAUUUCCAUCAUUUCUUUGGGAUUAUCAAUUGCUGUUUAUAUCAUUUCCAACAAACACAUUGACAGAGUUGAUGAUCAAGUGUUAUUAAUAUCUAAUCUCCAUAAAUUAAUACAUGUUACAUGCAAAAUCUUAUUUGCAACUCUUUCAUUUCCAACACAUAACGCAACAGUCCAUGCAGAUCCAGAAUUCAACCUCGCAACAGAACGUGCUAAUCUCAAUGCACUCACAAACGAAUUCGAUACAUUGAUUUACGACUCAUUCCAAAACUAUGACUCAUUUCCUUUGGCUUAUCUCCAUUCAUGGGUCGAAUCAAAGAUCGAAGCACCUGUUUUGAGUCCGGAAGAACCAAUCGAUCGAAAUCUUACUUAUAUUGAUAUAAUGCGUUUGUACCAAAUUUCAGCACGAAGUCUAUCAGCGACGAGUGAGAAUUACAUUGGAACACAAGAAGAUCCAUCAUCAUCCAUUGAACAAUGCGUUUACUUUUAUCCGGCAAUUUCUAAAGCAUUACAAAAUCAAAUCAAAACACUGAAAGAUUUGAUAAAUAAUGAGAAAAUCCCUGCACAACGGAAUGUUUAUAUUGUUGUUAUUGUUGGUGUUGGCACUUGUUUCUUAAUUGUUUGUAUCGCAUUACCAUUUAUCAUUGUUGAGAUCAAGAAUGAAUUUAAAUUCUUGAUUUCUCUUUAUUCGACUGUUCCUACUAAAACAGUUACAAACAUUUUAGGAUUACCACAAGAAUACGAAGAAUUCGAUACAACACUUUCAGACAAAAAGAAAGAUGCAGACCAUCUCUCAUUCACAGACAUGAAAAUGCAUUAUGUCAUCAUUCUUAUGCUCAUGGCUUUCAUCAUUAUCAUGUUACCAAUCAUUUCAUUUGUUACAUCAUUUAUUUCGCACACAAACCAAGCUUCUUUUGUCAUUGAUUCCAUGCAAGUUUCUAGUGACAUGAUUUCAUAUUUAGGAUAUAUUUAUUUAUACGCGUAUGAUUUAAUUGGUGAUUUUAUGCAUCCGAACAAAACAUCCAUGGAAGAAGAUUUCAAAGAAGCAGUUACAGCCAUGAUUACUCGAUACAACGAAUUGAUCUUUGGAGGCACAGAUGACCUUCAAGACGGAUUUAUUUUCCAGAAGAACUAUCAAAACUAUUUGUUGGAAUCUCGAUGCCAAUCAUUAGUUGUUGGUGACAUUCCUAAUUCAUCAUGCAUCACAUAUACAACAGCUGUUUACUUUUUGUUUGUUCAUUGUUACAGAUUAUUAAAGAUGGGAACUAUGCCUAAUAGUUACGACAGUUACUGGUGGAUCCAUUUCGUCGAGAUUUCAUAUGAUAUAUUGAAUUCACUUUCACUUGAAUUCUACAACCAAUCAAUGACAACAAUCAACUCUAUGAUGGCAGGAUCAAACGGUGUCUACAAUGGAUUUGAAAUCCUUCUUUGUUUCAUUCUUUUCUUCAUCGAAGUUGUUUUGUGUGUUUUGUUCAUCAAAUACUCAUUGACUCCAUCAAUGCGUGCAUGUUUGGAUCCAAUCCUUGUUAUGGAUUUCGAAUCAGUCAGUGAGUCACCACAAGUUGUUCGAUUCUUGCAGGGUGAAUAUGACCAUGUUUUCCGUAAAACAGCACAGAACACUAAACAGAAAGCAGUACAAGUCAUCAGCCAUAUCAAUGAUUUCAUUUCUGAUGGCAUUAUUGCUCUUUCUCAUGAUGGAACAGUUAUUGGAACUAACAGAAGAUAUCAUGAGAUGUUCAACAACACACCAAUCGAUGUAAUUGGUCGUAAUAUCAGUGAGAUCAUCUCUAACACACAAAACCCUGUUUUCGAUGCAAUCGAACUUGUCAAACGCGGUGAAUUAGUUAGUUCACAGUUAAUUGACACAACAUUGUUCACAGAUGACGAACGAGAAGUUCCAGUUACAGUUAAAGUCAUCUCCAGUGCAGAACAUGGAACUAAAAACACAUCAUGUGCGUUAAUCAUUACAGAUCGUUCUACAAUUGUUGCACACAAUGUAACAUUAACACAUGAGAAGUCUAAAAUCGAACAGAUGAUUUAUUCAUUAGUUCCACGACAAAUCGCUGUUUCUUUAGUUUCAGGAAAGCGUGAUUUGACAUUUGAAGUCAAAAACGCAACAAUAUUAGUUGCAUCUGCAGUCAAUUUCACUGACACAACUAGUGGAAUGCAAGCCAAACAAUCUGUUAAUGUUCUGAACAUCUUUUUGAAAGAGUUUGAUUCUGAAUUAGGAUCAUUCCCAACAUUGACGAAACUUCAUGCAUUUGGCGAACACUACAUUGUUGGUUCUGGUUUCUUUGAAGGUGAUGGCACUCCAGAACAAGUUGCACAGAAUGUUGUUAACUUUGGUAAGAAGAUGAUUCAGCUUGCACAAAUGGUUUCUAAUGUCAAUUCACACCGUCUGCGAUUCCGAAUUGGUAUCCACAGCGGUGGUCCUCUUCUUUGUGCAGUUUUGGACAACGGUGCACCAACAUUUGAAGUCAUUGGUCCAACGAUGAAGACAGCACACACAAUCGAACGAUUGGGCAAAGUCGACAACGUUAAUUUGUCACAAGAAACAGUUGAUUUGCUAUCUAACAGUGGCUUCACAGUUCAACAGUACAAAUCUAAACUUAUUGCCUACGGCAAAGCUACAUAUGUACUCGCAAAUCCAUAA